AUGCAUGCACAUCUAUGGACGUCGGAUACCCGCAUCGAUAUCACACUCUACUGUUUGUCUCUUCUGUUCCUUAUUCCGUGUUUCAGCCUUCUUAGUCCCCAGUCUCGCUGUAUCCCGUCGCUCGCACUAAUUACAGUCGUUGGUCGCGUGGCCACCCUUGUCCCAACUAUGAGCAGAUUAACUAUCACGGCAGAACAGGCCAGGACCGACGCAAAUUUAUUUUCGCCGGGUGCCUUCGUGUUAACACGCCGUGCUAUCUAA
Heterobasidion irregulare TC 32-1 is the source of this 261-nucleotide messenger RNA. RefSeq lists its product as uncharacterized. The coding region runs from base 1 to 261 and encodes 86 amino acids. The transcript has a single exon. The record is from RefSeq and is a predicted model, not a curated record. NCBI's taxonomy places the organism in Eukaryota, Fungi, Basidiomycota, Agaricomycetes, Russulales, Bondarzewiaceae.